GCAUCUAUGCUUGGACAACAAGCUGGUUUAUCAAUACCACCACCUCCCGUAUCGAGAAAUGGAGUUCCAGCAUCAAUGGUUAAAAAUGCUGCUGGUCAAAGUCGGCAUAGUUUACCAUCAUCAUCAUCAAUGAGUAAUGCUACGAAAUUACCUCUCGACAUUGGAAUCAGUGGAAUGGAUAUGCCAUUAGUGGCAGCAAAAAAACGUGGUCCUGGUCGACCACCUAAAACUCAAAUGUUAUUUGAUGCUCAUCAAAUUUUACAAGCAACACAACGGCUAAAUUCACCAACAAAUAAUAAUAAUUUUCCUCCAACAAUGGUUCC
Molecule: messenger RNA, 323 nt
Organism: Rotaria sordida
Lineage: Eukaryota; Metazoa; Rotifera; Eurotatoria; Philodinida; Philodinidae
Source: the annotation of a GenBank genome assembly